CGUUCCAAGAUGGCCGCGGCGCUCGCGGCCCCUGCGGCGGGCUAGAGGCGGAGGCGGAGCCCGCUCCCUCCCGCACUCGGGGGCUCCGGGGGGCCAUGCGGGCCGCCGGGCACGGAUGAGAGACGCGGCCGCCGAGCCGGUGCCCCCGCCCGCCGUGGCCGUGCCCCGCGCCGCCGCCGCCGCCAUGGAGGAGCCGCCGCCGCCGCCGCCGCCGCCGGAGCCCGAGCCCGAGCCCGAGCGCUGCCGGGGGGCGAGGCAGGAGGGCCCCCUGGGAGAUGGGGCCGGCGGGAACUCGGAGUCUGACACUGAGGACUUUUCAGAGGAGACCACCACCGAGAGCCUGUACGGCACCUCGCCGCCCAGCACCCCGCGGCAGAUGAAGCGCCUGUCGGCCAAACACCAGAGGAACAGCGGCAGCCGGCCGGCCAGCCGGGCCGGUGUGAAAGACAAGAUGAGUGCCCCGAGCCAGCCCCCGCCCCGAGACGCCGGCAGGCCGGCGGAGGGCGCCGAGGAACACACCUCCAAGCAGGAGAAGAAGAUCCGGGCCGCACUCAGGACCACCGAGCGGGAUCACAAGAAGCACGCGCAGUGCUCCUUCAUGCUGGACUCCGUGGCGGGGGCACUGCCCAAAAAGCCCAUCCCGGACGUGGACCUCAAUAAGCCUUACCUCAGCCUGGGCUGCAGCCACGCCAAGCUGCCCGUGUCGGUGCCCAUGCCCAUCCCCAGGACGGCCCGCCAGACCUCCCGGACCGACUGCCCCGCCGAUCGCCUGAAGUUCUUCGAGACGCUGCGGCUUCUGCUCAAGCUUACCUCAGUCUCCAAGAAGAAGGACCGGGAGCAGCGGGGCCAGGAGAACACGUCCGCCUUCUGGUUCAACCGCUCCAACGAGCUCAUCUGGCUGGAGCUGCAGGCCUGGCACGCGGGGCGCACCAUCAACGACCAGGACCUCUUCCUCUACACGGCCCGGCAGGCCAUCCCGGACAUCAUCAACGAGAUCCUGAAUUUCAAAGUCAACUACGGGGCCUUUGCCUUCGCGCGCAACGGCGCGGGGCUGAACGGGCCCCCGGGGGCCUGCGAGAAGGGCGCGGGCGGCUCCACGUACCACGAGCACCUGCAGCGCCAGCGGGCGUCGUUCGAGCAGGUGAAGCGCAUCAUGGAGCUGCUGGAGUACAUAGAAGCACUUUACCCGUCCCUGCAGGCGCUCCAGAAGGACUACGAGAAGUACGCAGCCAAGGACUUCCAGGACAGGGUGCAGGCGCUCUGCCUGUGGCUGAACAUCACGAAGGACUUGAACCAGAAGCUGCGGAUUAUGGGCACGGUUCUGGGCAUCAAGAACUUGUCAGACAUUGGCUGGCCAGUGUUUGAGAUCCCGUCUCCUCGCUCCUCCAAGGGCAACGAGCCCGACGACGACGACGACGAGGAGGAGGGCGACGGCCCCGACGGAGACUUGAAGGAGCUGGACAGCAGCACGGAGGAGAGCGAAGAGGACCAGUUCCCGGACCCCAGGGCGUCCUCGGACGGCGGAGGCAGGGGGCCGCUGCGGCUGGACUUCGAGGAGGAGGCUGUUGGCUGGGGCACCCCAGACGGCGGCGUGAACGCGGGCUUGAGCCGGCACUGCCUGACUUCGAUCUACCGACCCUUUGUGGACAAAGCACUGAAGCAGAUGGGCCUGCGGAAGCUCAUCCUGCGCCUGCACAAGCUCAUGGACGGCUCCCUGCAGCGGGCACGCAGGGCCCUGCUCAGCGGGGACCACGCCCAGGAGUUCCCCGAGUUUCCGGAUCCCAUGUGGGGCUCCGAUUACGUGCAGCUCUCCAGGACGCCGCCCCCCUCGGAGCAGACGUGUAGCUCCGUGUCUUGGGACGAGCUCCAGGCCAUGGACCUGCCCUCCUUCGAGCCGGCCUUCCUGGUCCUCUGCCGAGUCCUGCUCAACGUCAUCCACGAGUGUCUGAAGCUAAGGCUGGAGCAGAGGCCUGCCGGCGAGCCUUCCCUUCUGAGCAUCAAGCAGCUGGUGCGCGAGUGCAAGGAGGUGCUGAAGGGCGGCCUGCUGAUGAAGCAGUACUACCAGUUCAUGCUGCACGGGGUGCUGCUCUCCCGCGGAGAGGCCGACUGCAACAUCGACGCCUUCCAGGAGGACCUGCACAAGAUGCUCAUGGUGUAUUUCGAUUACAUGAGAAGCUGGAUCCAAAUGCUGCAGCAAUUACCUCAAGCAUCCCAUAGCUUAAAGAACCUCUUAGAAGAAGAGUGGAACUUCACCAAAGAAAUCACCCACUACAUCCGGGGCGGAGAGGCGCAGGCGGGGAAGCUGUUCUGUGACAUCGCGGGGAUGCUGCUCAAGUCCACGGGGAGCUUCCUGGAGUCGGGCCUGCGGGAGAGCUGCGCCGAGUUCUGGACCAGCGCCGACGACAGCAGCGCUGCCGACGAGAUCAGGAGGUCCGUCAUCGAGACGAGCCGCGCGCUGAAGGAGCUGUUCCACGAGGCCCGGGAGCGAGCCUCCAAGGCGCUGGGCUUCGCCAAGAUGCUGAGAAAGGACCUGGAGAUCGCAGCCGAGUUUGUCCUUUCCGCCCCAAUUCAAGGCCUUCUGGAUUUUCUGAAGUCAAAGCAGUAUGUGAAGGUGCAGGUCCUCGGCCUGGAGGGCCUGCACGCCUUCGUGCCCCACGCGUGCGCGGAGAAGAGCAUCAUCCUGCAGCUGCUGAAUGCCGCGGCAGGGAAGGACUGCAAGAAGGACUCGGACGACCUGGACCUGGCCUACCUGCUGCUGACCAAGCACAGUGACCACGACAGCUGGGCCGCCUGGGAGGCGCAGCCCGUCAAAGUGGUGCCCCAGGUGGAGACCGUGGACACGCUGAGGAGCAUGCAGGUGGAGCAGCUGCUGCUGGUGGUCCUGCAGUCCGCCCACCUCAACAUGCAGAGGAAGGCCUUCCAGCAGGCCAGCGAGGGCCUCCUGCCCCUGCACCAGGAGCAGACGUCCAGCCAGCCGGUCAUCGCCAAGGGCCUGCAGCAGCUGAAGAACGACGCGCUGGAGCUGUGUGCGCGCAUCAGCGCCGCCAUCGACUGCGUGGACCACAUGUUCACGGCCGAGUUCGACGCUGAGGGGGAUGAGGCGGAGUCGGCCACGCUGCAGCAGUACCACCGCGAGGCCAUGAUCCAGGGCUACAACUUCGGGUUUGAGUACCACAAGGAAGUGGUCCGUCUGAUGUCUGGAGAGUUCCGGCAGAAGAUCGGAGACAAGUACAUCAGCUUUGCCCGCAAGUGGAUGAAUUACGUGCUGACCAAAUGUGAGAGCGGGAGAGGCACCCGGCCCAGGUGGGCAACGCAAGGCUUCGACUUCCUGCAGGCCAUCGAGCCCGCCUUCAUUUCCGCUCUGCCCGAGGAUGACUUCUUGAGUUUACAAGCUUUGAUGAAUGAAUGCAUCGGCCACGUCAUAGGAAAGCCACACAGCCCCGUCACAGCCAUCCACCGGAAUAGCCCCCGCCCCGUGAAGGUGCCCCGCUGCCACAGCGACCCACCCAACCCACACCUCGUCAUCCCGACUCCAGAGGGAUUCAGCACUCGGAGCGUGCCUUCGGAUGCGCGGAGCCACGGCGGCCUUGCCGCCGCCACCGCCGCCGGGCGCCCUGGCCCCGUCGGCAGCGACUCUGCAGCGCCCAAACCCACCAGCAGUGCCCAUGACGCCAGGGGUUCCAGCGUCCCCGAGAAUGACCGCCUGGCUUCCGUCGCCGCCGAGCUGCACUUCCGGUCCCUGAGCCGCCACUCCAGCCCCACCGAGGAGCGAGACGAGCCCGCGUAUCCUAAGGGUGACUCGGGAGCGCCGACACGGAGGAGCUGGGAGCUUCGGACCCUCCUCAGCCAGACCAAGGAGUCCGCCUCGCGGCAAGGCCCCAUGGAGGCCAUCCAGAAGUCGGUGCGGCUGUUCGAGGAGAAGCGGUGCCGCGAGAUGCGGAGGAGGAACAUCAUCGGCCAGGUCUGCGACACGCCCAAGUCCUACGACAACGUCAUGCACGUGGGCCUGAGGAAGGUGGCCUUCAAGUGGCAGAGGGGGAACAAGAUCGGGGAAGGCCAGUACGGGAAGGUCUACACGUGCAUCAGCGUGGACACCGGCGAGCUGAUGGCCAUGAAGGAGAUCCGCUUUCAGCCCAAUGACCACAAGACCAUCAAGGAGACGGCCGACGAGCUGAAGAUCUUCGAGGGCAUCAAGCAUCCCAACCUGGUUCGGUACUUCGGGGUGGAGCUGCACCGGGAGGAGAUGUACAUCUUCAUGGAGUACUGCGACGAGGGCACCUUGGAGGAGGUGUCGCGCCUGGGGCUGCAGGAGCACGUCAUCCGCCUGUACUCGAAGCAGAUCACCGUCGCCAUCAACGUCCUCCACGAGCACGGCAUCGUCCACCGCGACAUCAAAGGCGCCAACAUCUUCCUCACCUCCGCUGGGCUCAUCAAGCUGGGCGACUUCGGGUGCUCCGUCAAGCUCAAAAACAACGCACAGACCAUGCCAGGAGAAGUGAACAGCACGCUGGGGACAGCAGCAUACAUGGCCCCGGAGGUCAUCACCCGAGCCAAGGGGGAAGGCCACGGGCGGGCCGCCGACAUCUGGAGCCUAGGCUGUGUCGUCAUCGAGAUGGUGACUGGCAAGAGGCCUUGGCACGAGUACGAGCACAACUUCCAGAUCAUGUACAAGGUGGGGAUGGGGCACAAGCCCCCCAUCCCGGAGCGGCUGAGCCCGGAAGGCAAGGACUUCCUCUCGCACUGCCUGGAGAGCGAGCCGCGCAUGCGCUGGACGGCCAGCCAGCUGCUCGACCACUCCUUCAUCAAGGUCUGCACGGAUGAAGAGUGACCGUGACUCGCGCUCAGUCCUGCAGCGCCCUUCCCUCGCGGCGGCCCGAGUGUCUGCGUGGGCGCCGGCGGGCAGCCCUCCCGGACACGGCGGGGACGCCCUCACUCCUGCUGCUCUCUCUGAUGGCCGUGGCCGGGCGCCCGAGGUCGGAAGCUGCGUGUUAAGUGCCAUUACUACUGUACAGGGACCAGCGCUCGGGCGCUGCCCGGCAGACAGCUGGGGGCGGGGCCGCGGGCCGCCAGCCCUGUCUGUCCGUCCAUCUGUCCGUCCGUCCGUCCUGCACUGACUGUGGGCCCUGCCCGUCCCGCUGUGUUGGCGGCGCAAGCCGCAGGUUUGUUAUGCAAAAGGCCGAUGAAUGAAAUUUAAAGAAAGUUCUUUUUUCAAUAAAUGGUUUAUUUUAGGAA
Molecule: messenger RNA, 5232 nt
Organism: Sorex araneus (European shrew)
Lineage: Eukaryota; Metazoa; Chordata; Mammalia; Eulipotyphla; Soricidae
Gene: MAP3K4
Product: mitogen-activated protein kinase kinase kinase 4
Exons: 27
Coding region: 116-4828 (1570 amino acids)
Biological process (GO): protein phosphorylation; MAPK cascade
Molecular function (GO): protein kinase activity; ATP binding
Source: RefSeq, a predicted model, not a curated record